AUGGCACCCAAGAAGAAGGCUGCUCAGGCUGACAAGGGCCGUGUCGAGGAAGAGGUUGAAGAGCCGCUUCAGGCUGUGAUUCUCGCGGACUCAUUCGAGACUCGCUUCAGCCCUUUCACACUUGAACGCCCUCGCGUACCCAACACUCCCUUGAUCGAGUACACUUUUGAGUUUCUUGCCAAUGCUGGAGUCGACGAAGUCUUUGUCUACUGUGGCGCCCAUACCGACCAGGUUGAGGAAUACAUCCAGCAGUCAAAAUGGACUUCCAAGGUUUCUCCCUUCAACAAUGUCGAAAUCGUUCGCUCCUCAUCCAACUCCAUCGGUGAUGCUAUGCGCGACCUCGAUGCGCGCGCUGUUCUUACCGGCGACUUCCUGAUUGUCUACGGCGAUGUGGUCAGCAACUUGCCUAUCGAAGCCGCCAUCGCCGCCCACCGCCAGCGUCGUACCAAAGACAAGAAUGCAAUCAUGACAAUGGUCCUUCGCGAGGCCGGCACUGCCCACCGCACCAAGAUGCAGCGCGUUUCACCUGUUUUCGUCCUUGACCCUACCAAGAACCGCUGUCUGCACUACGAGCAAAUGCGACCUAAUCAGCCUUCGCACCUGGUUACUCUGGAUCCGGAUAUUCUGAAAGAGCAUGACGAACUUGAGAUCAGGGAAGAUUUGAUUGAUUGUGGUAUCGAUAUUUGUACUCCGGAUGUCCUCGCGCUCUGGAGUGAUAACUUCGACUACGAGGCCCCGCGAAAAGGAUUCCUUCACAGCGUGUUGAAGGACUACGAAUUGAACGGCAAGACUAUCCAUACCCACAUCGUCGAUGAGCACUAUGCCGCCAGAGUCAAGAACCUGAGAGCCUACGACGCCGUCACCAAGGAUAUUUUGAGCAGAUGGGCCUACCCAAUCUGCCCUGACAGCAACUUGGUGCGCGAUCAGACUUACAGACUUACCAAAGGCAAUGUUUACCGGGAAGAAGGAGUCGUCUUAGCGAGAUCAUGUCAUAUUGGCCCGAGGACUGUAAUCGGUCGGGCAACAGCAAUUGGCGACGGCAGCGAAAUUUCUAACAGCGUGAUCGGUAGAAGAUGCAUCAUUGGAAGGAACGUCAAGAUCAGCGGCGCGUACAUCUGGGACGACGCUUCGAUUGGUGAUGGCACAGUGGUCAAAGAUGCUAUUGUUGCAAACGAAGCUUCGGUCGGCAAGAAGUGCAACAUUAUGCCCGGUGCAUUGUUGUCAUACGGCGUGUACAUCUCUGACGGCAUGACGAUCAAGUCCAGGAUCACGAAGGUGAAACGCGAAUCGGGUUACGACCAAGACGAAAUCGUUCGCGGAAAGACAGACAAGGAGGUUGUUGGGCAANAAGGAGAAGGCUUCGAGUACGAAACUUCAGAAGAUGAAGACGAAGACGACCAGGAGCACCACAGCCUGCACUCAGCAAGCAUCUACAACAUGGAGAACCAAUCAGCCGAAUCGAUCUCGACGCUCAAUUCAGAAUCUUACAGCGAUGAGUAUGAAGGUGGAGCAGAAAGAAGCACAAGAUCACAAAGUUUCGGUUCGAUCGGAUCCGUUGAUUCAGAGGACAGUAGGGCUGGCCGCGAGGCUGUCGAUUUCCACCACGAUGCAGCGGCCAGUAUUUACGACUCACUGCAGAAAGGUGAUGAGGCAGCCAACAUUCAGCUCGAGCUCACGGCACUGCGUAUGUCUGCCAAUGCAUCGCCGCAUAUGGUGCGUCGCGCAGUGGUGGCAGCUUUCAUGAAGCGCAUGGCAAGCUUGAUCGAAGAAGGCCUUACGCCAGCACAAGCGGCCAAGAAGACGAUACCUAUCCAACAGAUGCUCAUCGAGCGUACCAUGUUCGACCGUGGUGAUGCUCAUGAAGACAAGGCUGACCAGGUGGACUUCUUGCUGCUUGUACAAGCAGAUGUCUGUCACCGUCCAGACGGAGAGAAAAUCAUGCUUCACGUCUGCAACGAAUUGUACAUGGGCGAUGCGCUGGAAUUUGAAGGAGUUAUGCAAUGGUGGGCGGAUGGGAAGAACGAGGCCACCGAUGAGUUGAAGCAGAUCAAGCUUGCUAUGGGCCAGUUUGUGGAUGCUAUCAAGGCUGCAGAGGAGAGUGAAGAAGAGAGCAGUGAAGAAGAAUCAGAGACCGACUCCCUCUCCGCCAAGCAGCCUGUUUACGACGCCGCUGAAGAUAAGCCCGCCGCCUCGCCCGACCAGCUGCCCGCUACCCCUCAGACUCUGAAGGGUUCCGUCAAAGCCAUGGAGUCCGACGAUGAUUACAACAGUGCCGUUUCCUUGAACAGCGAUGCCGAGUUCGACAUGGAUGAUGAGAACAGUAGUGUUGCCGACUUUGGUGCCGACUCCGACAUCGAGCUAGACGACGAUGGUGACAUCGGUUUUGGCUCACAAGAUAAAGACCUCAAGCCACGCAAGAAGGCCUACGAGGUCGACUUCUCCGUCUACAGUCCACAAGAUAUUCAGAACCAGCAAGAUCGGCAAAUAGAAGAGGUAUCCAAUAUUCUUGGUCAACCUCACGAAGCGACUGCCAUCCUUAUGCGCUACAUGCGUUGGAACAAGGAGCGUCUGAUUGAGCAAUACAUGGACAAGCAAGAGGAGGUCCUGGAGAAAGCUGGUCUUGGUUCAGACAUCGCUACCCCGCCCCGUCUGGAAGUUAUCGAUGGAUUCAUGUGCGAGAUCUGUUGUGACGAUACACCCGGGUUGCAGACGUUCGCCAUGAAGUGCAACCAUCGCUUCUGUGUCGAUUGCUACCGUCAAUAUCUGGCACAGAAGAUCAAGGACGAAGGAGAGGCUGCGCGUAUCCGCUGUCCUGGCGAGCAGUGCAACAACAUCGUCGAUUCGAAAAGUUUGGAACUUCUCGUUACGGAAGACCUCAAAGACAGAUACCAUGAGCUUCUCACAAGGACGUACGUUGAUGACAAGGACAAUCUUAGGUGGUGUCCUGCCCCCAACUGCGUCUACGCUGUCGAUUGUCCAGUCAAGCAGAAAGAGCUCAACAAGAUCGUCCCGACCGUCAACUGUGAUUGUGGUCACAGCUUUUGUUUCGGAUGUCAGCUUAACGACCAUCAACCUACCCNNCCUUGCGUGCUCGUCAAGCUUUGGUUGAAAAAGUGUGAAGAUGACUCCGAAACAGCGAACUGGAUUUCUGCAAACACCAAAGAGUGCCCCAAAUGCAACUCGACCAUUGAGAAGAAUGGUGGUUGUAACCACAUGACCUGCCGAAAGUGCAAGUAUGAAUUCUGCUGGAUGUGCAUGGGAUUGUGGUCGGAGCAUGGCACAAGUUGGUACAAUUGCAAUCGUUACGAGGAAAAGAGUGGUCACACUGCACGCGAUGCUCAGGCAAAGAGCCGUGCAUCUCUCGAGCGCUACCUCCACUACUACAACCGCUAUGCCAACCACGAGCAGUCUGCCAAGCUUGACAAGGACAUUUAUCUGAAGACCGAGAAGAAGAUGAUGCAGCUCCAGUCGACGUCAGGAAUGUCUUGGAUCGAGGUGCAGUUCCUCGACUAUGCAUCACAAGCUCUUCAGCAAUGCCGACAAACUCUCAAGUGGACUUAUGCUUUUGCCUAUUACUUGGAACGCAACAACUUGACCGAAAUCUUCGAGGACAAUCAGAAGGAUUUGGAGAUGGCCGUCGAGGCUCUGAGUGGAAUGUUCGAAAAGCCUACAGAUCAGCUUGCUGCUCUCAAGGUCGAGAUGAUGGAUAAGACCACUUAUUGCAACAAGCGUCGCAUCAUCUUGCUUGGCGACACAGCGGAGAAUCUGAAANAGGGCAACUGGAAGUUCAACGUCGACGAGAUCUCCGAGGAACAGUUCUGA
Aureobasidium musti is the source of this 3822-nucleotide messenger RNA. The record is from the annotation of a GenBank genome assembly. NCBI's taxonomy places the organism in Eukaryota, Fungi, Ascomycota, Dothideomycetes, Dothideales, Saccotheciaceae.